GACACCAGCCAGGCAGCCCCCAGGGCCAGAGCGUCAGCGCCCAAGCCAGGCUCAUCCGGGAAGCCACUCCGGUGGCCGCGGGGUGCCCAUGCCAGCACCAGAUCUCUCUUCGGAAGGAGGAGCGGGGCGGGCUACACGGCCAGACGGGCCCUCCCCUUCAGGCCGGGUGGGCCGCGCGCUUGCGAUUUUCCGUCCGUGGUCCCGGGGCAGCCCGGGCCAGCCCAGGAGAACCCGCGAGCCCAGCGGCGCCUGCACCUGCGGCUUCCGGGAGCCGGGCGGCCCCCGCGGUGCAGGCGCGCGCCUAACGGCUUUGCGAGGCUCACUAGGUCUGAGAGGUCGGAGGCCGCCAGUGUCGCUGCUGAAGGGUGGACCAGGCGGGAUCGCGGAUUCUGGGCUAGAUCGCAGACUUGCCGCAGGGGCCGGCGGUCCGGGGCUCCCUAGGCCACGUCUACAGGGGUUCGGGGUACCGAAUCGGAAGAUCCACAGGGCGCUGUCAAGGGCGAAGCCGCGGAGGUGCAGCGCUGCCUGGCGUGCAGGAGCAGAGACCUGGAAGCCGGGGACACGCAGCACAGGCAGUGGGGAGGUGCCUAAUGAGAGAACUGAUUCCGUGAGUCGGCCGGGCGCGGUGGCUCAGGCCUGUAAUCCCAGCACUUUGGGAGGCCAAGGCGGGCGGAUCACGAGGUCAAGAGAUCGAGACCAUCCUGGAAUUCGACACCAAAUUUUGGAACUUAAAAAGAAGAUUCUUAAAACUUACAAUCCAGUGUGUUGUGACGAGGAUCAAAUAGUGUAUCCUAAGAUGCCAGGGGAAUCCACCGUCUGCCACCGCGAGCGUGAGAAGCCAAUCACCUAUCACUGGCAUCACUGGCAUCCCGGCCAUAUAUACCCUAGAAUUGCAUCAAUGGAAGAUUACGAUGAGGACCUGGUGCAGGAAGCUUCAUCUGAAGAUGUCCUGGGCGUUCAUAUGGUGGACAAAGACACAGAGAGAGACAUUGAGAUGAAACGGCAAAUACGGCGACUACGGGAGCUCCACCUAUACAGCAUAUGGAAGAAGUACCCAGAGGCGAUGAAGACAUCCUUGGGAGUUCCACAACGUGAGCGUGACGAAGGCUCCUUGGGCAAGCCAUUGUGUCCACCCGAGAUACUCUCGGAGACGUUGCCAGGCUCUGUGAAGGAAGGUGUACGCUUUCCAUCAGAAGAUCAUCUAGAGGAGUUUAUAGCAGGACAUCUCCCUGAAGCAUCCAAUCAGAGUUUCCUCACUGUUGCCCAUGCAGACACGGGCACCCAAACCAACGGUGACCUGGAAGACCUGGAGGAGCAUGUGCCAGAGCAGACAGUCUCUGAGGAAGCCACAGGGGUUCACAUGAUGGAGGGGGACCCAGACACACUGGCCGAACUUCUGAUCAGGGAUGUACUUCAGGAGCUGUCCAGUUACAACGGCGAGGAGGAGGACCCAGAGGAGGUGAAGACAUCCUUGGGAGUUCCACAACGUGGUGACCUGGAAGACCUGGAGGAGCAUAUGCCAGGGCAGACAGUCUCUGAGGAAGCCACAGGGGUUCACAUGAUGCAGGUGGACCCAGCCACACCGGCAAAGAGUGACCUGGAAGACCUGGAGGAGCAUGUGCCAGAGCAGACAAUCUCUGAGGAAGCCACAGGGGUUCACAUGAUGCAGGUGGACCCAGCCACACCGGCAAAGACUGCUCCUCCGGACACUCUGAUGCUUGCUUCACAGAAUUGGAAGACUCCACCAUUACAGGCAGCCACCAGCAGAUGUCAGCAAGUCCUUCCUCUGCACCUGCAGAAGAAGCAACAGAAAAGACCAAAGUGGAAGAGGAAGUGAAAACCAGAAAGCCCAAGAAGAAAACCAGGAAGCCCAGCAAGAAAAGCCGGUGGAAUGUCCUGAAAUGUUGGGACAUUUUCAAUAUAUUUUAGAGACCUCUGAAGAUUCCUCGAACACCAGGAAGGGCCCCGAUGUGGGGAUGUCAACAUGGCUCAGACUUGAUAUGGAUCGUGAUCAUUUCGGGAAAUGUGUUACUCCAAAAACUUUUAUAAUCUUUGCUUAAUUUGUUUUUAAAUAUUUUCCUGGCUGGGCGUGGUGGUUUAUGCCUGUAAUCCCAGCACUUUGGGAGGCCGAGGCGGGCGGAUCACAAGGUCAGGAGAUCGAGACCAUCCUGGCUAACACGGUGAAACCCCGUCUCUACUAAAAAUACAAAAAAUUAGCCGAAUGUGGUGGCAGGUGCCUGUGGUCCCAGCUACUCGGGAGGCUGAGGCAGGAGAAUGGUGUGAACCUGGGAGGUGGAGCUUGCAGUGAGCCGAGAUUACGCCACUGCAUUGCAGCCUAGGUGACAGAGUGAGACUCCGUCUCAAAAAAAAAAAAAAAAAAAAAAGCCAGUGCCAGCUUAGACCAUGACUGAGAGCUUUGGUUUAUCUUAUCCUUGCUGAGCUGAGUGUUGCAACAUUGAAACCUUCUGCAGUGUCCUCCCUCCCUCUCUCUCUCUUUCUCUCUCUCUCUCCUCCCUUUCUUCCUUUUACUUCUCUUAGGAUAGGCUCGUCUGUACUUUUUUGAUAGAGGUAACCAUUUGCCACACCAUUUUCUGAAGGGCCUGCUCUCUUCCCAUUCAUUUGUGAUGGCACAUUUAUCCUACCUUAAGCUUUGAUAAUGUGUCAGGAUCUUUCUGUCCUGUCCUCUCAAAGAGGUUAAAUAUUUUUUUAUAAUGACUUUUAAUUGACUGAAGUUAUAAUAGUUGUCUCAUGUCAAGUAUAAAAACAGGCCAGGUGAGGUGGCUCACACCUGUAAUCCCAGCACUUUGGUAGGCCAAGGUGGGUGGAGCACUUGAGUCCAGGAGUUUGAGACCAGCCUGGACAACAUGGGACAACCCCAUUUCUACAAAAAAAAAAAAAAAAAAAAAAUACAAAAAUUAUCCAGGCGAGGUGGUGCACGUGUGUAGUCCCAGUUACUCGGGAGGCUGAGGUGGGAGGAUGGCUUGAACCCGGGAGGUGAAGAUUGCAGUGAGCUGAGAUCACACCACUGCAUUCAGUCUGGGCAAUAGAACGAGACUCCAUCUCAAAAAAAAAUUCUAUACUUUAUUGACUCAUUUAUGUCUGAUAGGUAUUUUUGAUUACAAAUUGUUUAGUCACUACUUUAAAGCCUGCUUUACUUUUUAUUUUAUUUUAUUGACUUAUUUAUGUCUUAGUCUUUUUUAUUACAAAUUAUUGUUUAGUGACUACCUUAGAGCCUGUUUUGUUUUUUCUUAAUUUUAUUGACUCAUUCAUAUCUCAGCCCUUUUUAUUACAAAUUAUUUAUUGUUUAGUCACUGCCUUAGAGCCUGUUUUAUUUUUUCUUAAUUUUAUGAAAGGAUGAUAUUGAUGAUGAAAUGUCUUACGAUGAUCAUUUAGAGGUUUAUUUUGAACAACUGGCAAUUCCAGGAAUGAUGGAAUAAAACAUACGAAGUAGAAGGACUGGAACCUCCAGAAAAAAUACUUUAAGUUACCUACAGGUGACCCUAGUCGGGUAUGAAUUGAUAAGAAAUGCCUGCACCUUCCCUCCUUCCUAUCUUUCCCUUGCCUACAGAAAAUAUAAAAGGCAAAACAAUAGACAUCUGCAUAUUCUUCAUUCAGAUCAACCAGUGGCUAGCAUUUGCCACCUUUUGCAGUUUCUUUCUCUUUCCGCAAAUGAAAACAGUAGCCUAAAGUGUCAGUUUCAACCAGAAAAUAACAGCUCUGAUUUCUCAUGGCUCACACUCUUCUGAAACGGCUCAGGAAGAGGCUGAGGAAGGCCAUGUUGUUUCUCUACCUGGGACUACACCUACUGAAAGAAGUUCUCAAGUUCUGAUUGAGUUCUAAAAUUUUUUGAAGAUUGGAAUUCUUCAUAUUGUCUCAGCAAGAGGAAUGCGGUAGGAGAGCAGGGUGUCAGCAAGAAAACAUGUGAGCCUUUCCUUUCGCUGCUGCGGCCGCAGCCAUGAGCAUGCUCGGGCUUCGGAAGAGGCUCGCCUGUAGUGUCCUCCGCUGUGGCAAGAAGAAGGUCUGGUUGGACUCCAGUGAGACCAAUGAAAUCGCCAAGGCCAACUCCCGUCAGCAGAUCCGGAAGCUCAUCAAAGACGGGCUGAUCAUCCGCAAGCCUGUGACGGUCCAUUCCCGGGCUGGAUGCUGGAAAAACACCUUGGCCCGCCGGAAGGGCAGGCACACGGGCAUAGGCGAGCAGAAGGGUACAGCCAAUGCCCGAAUGCCAGAGAAGGUCACACGGAUGAGGAGAAUGAGGAUUCUGCGCCGGCUGCUCAGAAGAGACCGUGAAUCUAAGAAGAUCGAUCGCCACGUGUAUCAGCCUGUACCUGAAGGUGAAGGGGAAUGUGUUCAAAGACAAGCGGAUUCUCAUGGAACAGCCACAAGCUGAAGGCAGACAAGGCCUGCAAGAAGCUCCUGGCUGACCAGGCUGAGGCCCGCAGGUCUAAGACCAAGGAAGCAGGCAAGCGCCGUGAAGAGCGCCUCCAGGCCAAGAAGGAGGAGAUCACCAAGACUUUAUCCAAGGAGGAAGAGACCAAGAAAUAAAAGCUCCCCCUUUGUCUGUACAUACUGGCCUCUCUGAUUACAUAGAUCAGCCAUGAAAAUAAAACAAGCCUUAAAAAAAAAAAA
This is a messenger RNA of Pan troglodytes (chimpanzee), 4626 nucleotides long. Its product is annotated as protein FAM153B. Bases 89 to 1837 code for a protein of 582 amino acids. The transcript has 29 exons. The record is from RefSeq and is a predicted model, not a curated record. NCBI's taxonomy places the organism in Eukaryota, Metazoa, Chordata, Mammalia, Primates, Hominidae.